Messenger RNA from Saxophila tyrrhenica, 969 nucleotides. RefSeq lists its product as uncharacterized. The transcript has a single exon. Bases 1 to 969 code for a protein of 322 amino acids. Gene Ontology annotation, molecular function: small ribosomal subunit rRNA binding. The record is from RefSeq and is a predicted model, not a curated record. Gene Ontology annotation, cellular component: nucleolus; small-subunit processome. Lineage: Eukaryota; Fungi; Ascomycota; Dothideomycetes; Mycosphaerellales; Extremaceae.
AUGCGCGCAAAACGCUCGAAACAGUACCGCAAACUGAUGCGGCAGUACGAACACCUGGGCUUCCGCAAACCCUACCAAGUCCUCAUCGACGCCCAACUAAUCCGCGACGCCGCCAAAUCUAAGCUCCAGCUCGGCAAACUACUCGAAGAUGCCCUCGGAGGCGCAGAAAUCAAACCCAUGAUCACGCAAUGCUGUAUCCGACAUCUCUACAAUUCACCCGCGGAGACAGACGCCGAGAAGAGGGAAAAGGACGGCUGGAUCGAGGUCGCAAAGGCUGCGGAGCGCAGACGCUGCGGUCACCACGAGCUGGAGGAGCCGCUGAGUGCGCUGGAGUGUCUGCUGAGUGUGGUCGAUCCGAAGGGGAGUGGGACGAACAGACAUCGGUAUGUGGUUGCGAGCCAGGAGCAGGAGGUGAGGGUGAAGAUGAGGGGGAUUGUGGGGGUGCCGUUGGUUUAUCUGAAGCGGAGUGUGAUGAUUCUGGAGCCGAUGGCGGGGGUGACGGAGCAAGCGAGGGAUAAGGAGGAGAGGGAGAAGAUGAGGGCAGGGUUGAAAGGGAGGAGAAGCGCGCAGGCCGGGGACAAGAGGAAGGCUGAGGAGGAUGGGGAGGGUGAUGCUGCCGCUGCUGUUACUCAGGAAGCGGUUUCCGGAGAUCAGAGCACGCCUGCGCCCAAGAAGAGGAAGAUUGGCGGUCCGAAAGGGCCGAACCCUCUGAGCAUGAAGAAGCCGAAGAAAGAGAAGGAGAACGAGAAGAAGACUGUGGCUAGAGAGGUAGAGGACGAGCGAUCCACGAUACGAAAGGCCGAGAAGACUGAUCCUCAAGCGAGUGAGAAGGCGGUCGCCGCAGAGAGGGUUGUACAGGGCGCCGGACCUAGUGAUGACAAGGCUGAAGGUUCCCGCAAGAGGAGGAGGAAACGGAAGCAUACAGAGGCUGAAGGUGGAGGCGAAAAUGUUCCUAACAUUGCCGCAUGA